UGGAACCCAAACUAUUAUAUUAUAAAAAAAAACAUUUUAUACAUUUUCUCUCGACAAGAAUGGCUUCGAUCACCUUAAUGAUUCUAGCCGUUAUUUUGUGUUCCAGAACUUCAGGAGCAACUUCUCGUGGGGGGCUCUUUGAAGCUUCUGCUGUUACGGAGAAACAUGAGCAAUGGAUGGCUCGUUACCAUCGUGCUUACUCUGACGAAACUGAAAAAACAAAUAGGUUUGAGAUCUUUAAGAAGAACUUGGAGUUCGUGGAGAGGCACAACAUGAAUACGAACAUGACUUACAAGUUGGAUGUCAAUCAGUUCUCUGAUCUCACCGACGAGGAAUUUCGGGUGAGGUACACGGGGCUAGUGGUGCCUGAAGAUGUGCUAAAAAUUUCAUCGUCGGAUUCGGACAAAAAAGUGUCGUUUAAACAUGAAAAUGUCAGUGACACUGGUGAGAGCAUGGAUUGGAGACAGGAGGGGGCGGUUACCCCCGUUAAGAACCAAGGCCACUGUGGAGUCUGCUGGGCUUUCUCUGCUGUGGCAGCCGUAGAAGGCAUAACAAAGAUUGCAAAAGGUGAGCUUCUAUCGCUAUCGGAGCAGCAGCUGUUGGAUUGCAGCAGAGACUUCAACCAAGGAUGUGCGGGAGGGAUAAUGUCGAAGGCUUUCGAGUAUAUAAUCAAGAACCAAGGAAUCACAACCGAAGACAACUAUCCCUACCAGGAGUCACAACAAACAUGUUCUUCAACCAGACCCGUUGCUGCUACCAUUAGUGGAUACGAGACACUUCCACGUGAUGACGAGAAAUCAUUGCUAAAAGCAGUGUCUAAACAACCAGUUUCAGUGGCGAUAAAUGGCCACGAGGCUGCGUUUAAGCAAUAUCGGGGUGGCAUAUUUGACGGAGACUGUGGGACGCAACUGACUCAUGCGGUUACAAUUGUUGGUUACGGGAUGAGUGAAGAAGGAACUAAAUAUUGGCUGUUGAAGAACUCCUGGGGACAAACUUGGGGAGAAAAUGGUUACAUGAGAAUCAAGAGAGACGCGGAGUUACCCGAAGGAAUGUGUGGCUUGGCCCGUCUUGCUUUCUAUCCACUUGCAUGAAUAUCAUGUUAUGUUGUUACAAUAAUCUUAUGCAUUUGUGGUCCCACGUUUUCGUCGGAGUCAUAUCUAUUUUGGAAUUUAUGUUGCUGGAAGUGUUGAACAAACAAAAUGUUGCUGGAAGCAUGUAUUAUGUUGCCGUAAUAUUAUAUAUAAAGUUUCGUGGUAA
Messenger RNA from Raphanus sativus (radish), 1257 nucleotides. Its product is annotated as zingipain-2. NCBI's taxonomy places the organism in Eukaryota, Viridiplantae, Streptophyta, Magnoliopsida, Brassicales, Brassicaceae. The coding region runs from base 60 to 1091 and encodes 343 amino acids. The transcript has 2 exons. The record is from RefSeq and is a predicted model, not a curated record. Gene Ontology annotation, molecular function: cysteine-type endopeptidase activity. Gene Ontology annotation, cellular component: lysosome.